This is a messenger RNA of Eimeria acervulina, 630 nucleotides long. RefSeq lists its product as hypothetical. The coding region runs from base 1 to 630 and encodes 209 amino acids. The record is from RefSeq and is a predicted model, not a curated record. Lineage: Eukaryota; Apicomplexa; Conoidasida; Eucoccidiorida; Eimeriidae. The transcript is spliced from 4 exons.
AUGGAAGGCCGUUGGAUGGGGAACCCCCCUGGGGGUUUUCAUCGAUCCUCUCACUAUCACAAGCAGCAGCAGCAGCAGCAGCAGCAGCAGCAUUACCAUCAUCAUCAGCAGCAGCAGCAGGGCUCGAAAACGCGAGAGAGCUUACAAGAUAACAAGGCUUCUUCUUCAACUCCUUUUGCUGCUGCUGCAGCAACCAGAGCAGCAGCCCCGCUGCAGCAGGGCUCUCCUAGAGGUCAUUCUGCUGCUACCAAGAAAUCUGCUGCUGCUGCUGCUGCUGCGCCUGCUGAGUCUUCUAUGGGGUCUUCUCGCGGCAAGGCUCCUAGCAGCAGCAGCAGCAGCAGCGAUAGCAGCAGCAGCAGCAGCAGCAGCAGCAGCACCAGCACCAGCACCAGCAGCAGCAGCAGCAGCAGCACCAGCAAGGGACCACUGGUGCAGCAGCAGCAGCAGCAACAGCAGCAGCAGCAGCAGUUGCCCAUUCAAACAGAAGAAGAGUUUUUAAAAGGCUGCGGCUUCCAAGCGAUUUGGAGUGAAAACUUUGAGGUGUCUGGUCUCCUAACUGCUGCUGUGAAGUUCUGCAGACUAACGCCAAAUGAACGCGAUGAAGAAGAAUGUUUAAGACGGGCACUUUGA